CCUCUCCACUUCUCUCGCACGCAACGAUGCGGUUCAACCUAGCUCGACGUCGUUUCCGUUGGUCAGCACUCGCCGUCGUAUUCCUGUUCGCACUCCUCUUCUUGACUCUCUCGCCACAGUCAAUGAACAGCAGUCUCAAAAGACUCUCACAGCUUCGCGCACACUUGCUCUCCGUACCCACACCGCUCAGUCAACCUCGAGCCCAUCUCACCGUCACCAGACUCUCUCCGUCGACACCGCAAGAAACUGCCAAGAUAGGUGCCCUACUCUCCACUACCCAGGCUAGACCUCUCAGUACAAGCGAAAUGUCCGACUACAAGAUCGAGGUCGACGAGGCCAUCAAGGCCAACCACGUCAUGGUUUUCAGCAAGAGCUACUGCCCUUACUGCUCGCAAACCAAGAAGCUCUUGGAGGAGGAAGCCAAGUCUCUCCCCGCCGACAAGAAGUACAAGGUUGUCGAGAUCGACUUGCGUGAUGACACCGACAAGAUCCAGGCGUACCUCCAGUCCAAGAGCGGACAGCGAACUGUCCCCCAGAUCUGGAUCAACCAGGAGUUUAUCGGUGGAAACUCCGACUUGCAGGCUCUCCGUGGACCCAAGUUGCAGGCCAAGCUGAAGGCUUGAAUCGCGCCUUCUUCUCGCUUGUAGUAGAACGUUUCUUAACCCACGAGACUGGGAUCGCAACACGAAAUAUCAAAGAAUAUCCUGGGGCUUGUGAAUCCGCGAGACUGAAAAGCGAUUGCUGGUAACGAAAGGGU
Filobasidium floriforme is the source of this 757-nucleotide messenger RNA. RefSeq names its product thioredoxin-like protein. Gene Ontology annotation, biological process: cellular response to oxidative stress. Bases 27 to 623 code for a protein of 198 amino acids. Gene Ontology annotation, cellular component: cytoplasm. Lineage: Eukaryota; Fungi; Basidiomycota; Tremellomycetes; Filobasidiales; Filobasidiaceae. Gene Ontology annotation, molecular function: glutathione disulfide oxidoreductase activity. The transcript has 4 exons. The record is from RefSeq and is a predicted model, not a curated record.